ACAAGUGCUGCCAGAGCUUCUAAGGGAAAGAUCAGGAUCAUCUUGUUGAGAUAUUGAUAGGCAAACCAAAGCCCGGACCUUACAACUGCAUCUGUGCUUGCAGGCUCCAAAGCAGGAAUCUGCCUAAGAGGAACCAGUUGCCGGAUUAGGACCGAAGAAGUCUGCCUUCUGGUAUAUGUGUGUAUCCGUCACCAUACAGGUUUGGAAAACCCACUCUUCUGGAGCAUGUCUGUUCGUCUUUAGGAGUACUGGUCAAGUGACUAUUCCACAUCACUGAGAGACUGAGAAAGUGAUUGAGAGUGAAAAUUUUAUUCAUAUCCAGUCACCAAACCCACCAUGGCUUUCGCCACCAGUGUGUCAAAGAAGCACAUCCAAUUUAUAGCUUUUCAGGUCACUCUGAUAGGAACGGUCUUCUGUGGGAAUGUGCUUAUUUGGCCUGCGGAAGCCAGUCACUGGCUAAAUGUUAAGAUCAUUAUACAGGAACUGAUACGCCGAGAGCACAAUGUCACCAUCAUAGUAUCAAAUGCUUCCCUCUUUAUCACACCACAUGCUGAGAUGUCUGAGAGGUUUGAGGUGUACCCUGUGCCCUUCGGAAAGAACUACAUUGACUCCUUGAUCAAGGAGAUUGUGAACUUGUGGCUGUAUAACAGACCAACCACACUGACCUUCUGGCAGUUCUACAAGGAGCUGGGAAAGCUGAUCAGCAAAGCAAAUAAGAUGAAUAGACAGCUGUGUGAUGGUGUGCUAGCCAGCCAGGAUUUAAUGGCACGGCUGCAGAGGGACAAGUACGAUGUGCUUCUGUCGGAUCCGGUGACUAUCGGUGGUGACCUAGUUGCUCUCAAACUCGGAAUUCCAUUUAUGUACUCUCUGCGGUUCACACCAGCCUCAACAGUGGAGAGGCAUUGUGGGAAGAUGCCCUCUCCGCCUUCGUAUGCACCCGCAGCCUUGUCUGAGCUCACAGACAAAUUGUCAUUCGGUGAAAGAAUAAAAAACAUAGUGUCUUACCACCUACAAGACUAUGUGUUUCAGAGCUACUGGGGAGAAUGGGAUGCGUAUUACAGUGAAAUUUUAGGAAGACCCACGACGCUGUGUGAAACGAUGGGCAAAGCAGAGAUGUGGCUGAUCCGAACAUACUGGGAUUUUGAAUUCCCUCGCCCUUUCCUGCCUAACUUUGAGUUUGUUGGGGGACUCCACUGCAAGCCUGCAAAGCCUUUACCUGAGGAAAUGGAAGAGUUUGUCCAGAGUUCAGGGGAACAUGGUAUCGUGGUGUUUUCUCUUGGCUCAAUGAUUUACAACUUAACCGAGGAGAAAAGUAACAUGGUUGCCUUGGCCCUCAGCCAGGUUCCACAAAAGGUUCUUUGGAGGUACAAAGGGAAGAAACCAGAAACUUUAGGACCUAACACUAGGAUUUAUGACUGGAUACCCCAGAAUGACCUGCUUGGCCACCCCAAGGCCAAAGCCUUUAUUACUCACGGUGGAACCAAUGGGAUCUAUGAAGCUAUCUACCAUGGGAUUCCCAUGGUUGGGAUUCCCAUGUUCGCUGACCAGCCGGAUAACAUUGCUCACAUGAAGGCGAAAGGAAUGGCGGUCGAGUUGAAUUUUAACACAAUGCAAGCCCAGGAUUUAAUUGAUGCACUGAAUAUGGUCAUUAACAACUCCAGCUAUAAAGAAAAUGCAAUGAGAUUAUCCCAGAUUCACCACGACCAGCCCAUAAAGCCUCUGGACCGAGCUGUCUUCUGGAUCGAAUUUGUCAUGCGCCAUAAAGGGGCAAAGCACUUGAGACCAGCAGCUCACGAGCUCACCUGGUACCAGUAUCACUGCCUGGACGUCCUGGCGUUCUUGCUUGUCUGUGCAGCAGCUGCUGUUUUCAUUGCUGUCAAGUGCUGCUUGUUUUGCUGUAAGAAAUGCGGUAGGCUUGUAAAGAAAAAGAAAACUGAGUAGAUUUGCUGUUCCCAUUGGCCAGGUACUUCAGCUUGUUCGUGGCCCUGUUGAUCUAGACAUAUGCUUAAAGUGAGGCGCAAGCUGUAAUACAAUGCAUAGCCAGGGCCAUGUUCUGGUGAAGUAGUAUCAGAAAGUUGCGCAUUUAACGAAUGUGAUGUUUACAAUAACUUUCUUUUGGCUUGAAUAAGAAUGAAUAAUUAGUUGGAUCCACCAAUCUGACUUCUUCAGUGAUUACAUAGGGACUUGUCAUAUGCUAACUGUGGCAAUGAUUUUCGAAAUGUAACUUUCUGGAGACUUUAUUUUAAAAGGAUAAAGCCCAACUUUUUUAGGUCCUUUGCUGUGUCUUCCACCUGCAGGUAUUAAAGUUGAUUUUCCUACCCCAUGAUCUGUGAGAGUGUGUCCUCACUAGAUCAUCCAGAACCAAAAUGUUCAUGUGUCUGUUGUUAUGGCUCCUGGAGGAGCAAACACUGACUAGUUUGGAGCUCAGAUAAGCAAUCAGAUGCUCCUAGAAGAUGCCCACCAGAAAGACCAAGACUUCUGAAAAGAGCCAUCUGCCUGUAGGGUCCUAUGUCCAUAUUUAAGUAUCUUAAUAGAUAACCUGAUUUUCAAAUGUUCUGGGCAUGCAGCAGCUCCUUCUGACUUCAGUGGGACAUGCUGGGUGCUCAACAUGUUUGAAAAAUCAGGCUUUUCAGCAACCAUGGUGAGGAUUGAGGAAUUGGAUUUGCAAAGGAGCCUAUGGUAGUUAGGUGUGCUACUCCCAUUAACUUUCACCAAACUCCCUGGGCCUCCUUUCAAAAUCUCAGCCAAAGAGAAGAACUUCACAUCCCAUGUCUGAAAGCCUUGUCCAGAGUAUAAAAUGGGAAUGGUUGGUGUAGUGAUAUGGAGGCUCCAAUCAUAUCCUUUCUGCAUUGUGUCUCAUGUGAAAAAUCUUUCCAAAGUUUAAUGAAAAUUUGCCCUGAGUUUAAUUUCUGUGGGUGAAGACACAAUUUGAUGGUUGAGAAUUAUAGUGCUGGGAAUUCAGUAGGCACGUGCUAGAUCGUGGGCCCAAGAAAGGGGGUGGCUGUUAGAACGGCAGGGAACUCUAUACGCAGGGAAUAUCACAAUCUCAACAGUGUAGAAAUCCCAGUGGUCAAACCAGUACACAAGGGGAUCCAGGAAAUGGCAGAAUAACUCUAGAAGGGUUUUAUGGGAAUCUAGGUCUGCCCCCUUUGCUCCAUAGUAUCCAGUGCUCAGCCUCCAAUCCCUGGCCCAGAGCAACCCAGCAAGCUGAAGAAACAGCUGCUCCGUCCAACCAAGGUGGGGUAACUGACUGGGUGUGGUGGAAGGCAUUCCACUGUGUCCCAUCCCCUCCAUACACCAUGCAUGCAUUCUUCUGGCCUGCUGUAUUGGGCUGCCCCAUGCUGCAGGACUCCCUCUUCCCAGUGGUCCCCCUUCUGAGGGGUAUGGAAAGUUAGCCUUAGGGCACAUGGUCUCAGUUCAUCUUGCUAGCUGGCCUCCACAGCAGAAACAGCAACUUGCACAUCCUGACAGCUGUCAAAGCUCCCUGAAGAUUUGCAUUAACUUCCGUGGGCUUUGGCUCAGGCCUUAGCUCAUUGUGCCACUAGUAAUUCCCAAGCAUCUGCUGCCAUACAUAGGAGUAGGUCACCUGUGCUACAGCAUUCCAGAGCUGGUGGAGAGGAGACCUGCCUAAUACCAGGCCUUGUGGCUUCAUUGGUCUGUAAGAGGUUAACUUAAAAUGCUCCACUCCUGGAAAUGCCAAGUGGAACUGCUAAUUUCCCUCAGUAAUUGACAAACCUAUUAUCUAUAUAGUGGGCCAACUCCCCAGCAGCUAUAAAUCCAUAUCAAUUGUUCUGUUGAGCACCAUGAAGCUGUGCCAAUUUUAUAACGGUUGAGGAUCUGUCCCAUUUAUGAUCCUGGGGUUUGCAGUUUUGUGUGGUUGCUACAAUAAGCAAGCCACCAGAUUGUGUUUAAGAAUGCUUUUAAAAUUACCUUUGUCAGAGUUGGGUUGCAUUUGUAAAUAUGAUCCAGUGUGUAAUGAAAGGCAACUUACAUUUGCCUGCAGACAAAGCCGCUGGAGAAAACAGUAAGGUUCUUCAUUUACUGCAUAUAUUUUGUUGCCCCACACAAGCUUAUUUUAUUAGCACUAAUUUUUGGAGUUGGUUGUGACAAAUCUUAAGCCUUCGGUUACCUCAAAGCUAUGUAAACCCUUAAAUAGAGAAGGUGGAAAAAUGGCUUUGUUCAUAAAAGCUAAAGCUUUGAUGCUAAACUGAAAAUGGGACAUUUCAAUGUUGGUGGCGAUUUAGGAGAAUGUAGAAUCCAGGGCCUACCCUAGCAGAUAUGCUGAGUAUAAGACACACUAAUUUGAAUGGUCAUGUUUCUGAGCAUAUUUACACUGAGUAUACAGAAAAAUACCUAAAUUGGUCAUCAGCUAUUGACACUAGAG
Dermochelys coriacea (leatherback sea turtle) is the source of this 4384-nucleotide messenger RNA. RefSeq names its product UDP-glucuronosyltransferase 2A1-like. The transcript has 8 exons. Gene Ontology annotation, molecular function: UDP-glycosyltransferase activity. The record is from RefSeq and is a predicted model, not a curated record. The coding region runs from base 337 to 1941 and encodes 534 amino acids. NCBI's taxonomy places the organism in Eukaryota, Metazoa, Chordata, Testudines, Dermochelyidae.